AUGGCGUCAAACGGCCGGCGAACAGCUCUUGUGACCGGCGCAACUGGACUACUCGGUCGCGAGAUCACAGCUGCAUUUCGGCAGAGCCCCAAGUGGAAUGUCAAAGGCACAGGAUAUUCCCGAGCUGACGGUGUUGACAUCCUCAAAGUCAAUCUCGAGAAUGAAGAUUUAAAUGAGCUCAACACCGUACUUGACGAAACACAACCUCAUGUCAUUGUCCAUUCUGCUGCUCAACGAUUUCCGGACCGGGUCGAUAAAGACCCCGAGGGAGCCAGGAGUCUUAAUAUUGCUGCCAGCCGACGGCUUGCCCAGGUAGCAUUAUCUAGGGAUAUCUUGCUCAUAUAUAUCUCCACAGAUUACGUUUUUCCUGGCAUACCAGGAGAUGCCCCUUACGAAGCUGAUGCAACGCCAAAACCAACAAACUUGUAUGGACAGACAAAGUUCGAUGGAGAGCGGGCCAUUCUGGAGGAGGCUGCGAAGGUCGGGAAACCUGGUUCGGCGAUAGUCCUACGCGUCCCUGUUCUGUACGGCCACGCUGAGACCCCCGCCGAGAGUGCUGUCAAUGUCUUGAUGGACUCUGUCUGGAAAGCCCAGACUGAAGGCGCCAACAUUAAGAUGGAUCACUGGGCUGUUCGGUAUCCUACUAACACCGAGGAUAUUGGACGUGUAUGUCGAGGUAUGUUUCAGGUACUCAUCAUUCCUACCACCCAUAUGGCACGAUUCAAACAGUAUACUGCAAAUUUCAACUGCGCGCUAUAUGACCUUGUUCACGAUCCGAAACGCGUAUUCGUGAACAUGGCAACUAAAGAGUUUUUUCCAGAUAUGGCAGCGAAGUAUCUCGACGCAAAUGGGCCUGACCAUCGCAAGGCAUUACCGUCCAUCCUGCAAUUCUCUAGUGAGGACAAAAUGACAAAGUACGAAAUUUGUCAAUUAUUUGGAAAGAUAAUGGGGCUGGAUACCUCAAACAUUGAGGCAAAUACGCAAGGAAAUGAUCCGAAUGCUGCAGUACAAAGGCCUUAUGAUUGUCACCUCAGCACGAAAGCACUCCAAGACUUGGGCAUCGACAUUUCCACGUGCAACUUUGUGGAUUGGUGGCGUCGAGAGAUUCGAGCAUUUAGCAAGUAG
Messenger RNA from Metarhizium brunneum ARSEF 3297, 1125 nucleotides. RefSeq names its product Methionine adenosyltransferase 2 subunit beta (gene Mat2b). The record is from RefSeq and is a predicted model, not a curated record. Gene Ontology annotation, biological process: S-adenosylmethionine biosynthetic process. Gene Ontology annotation, cellular component: methionine adenosyltransferase complex. Lineage: Eukaryota; Fungi; Ascomycota; Sordariomycetes; Hypocreales; Clavicipitaceae. Gene Ontology annotation, molecular function: DNA ligase activity; methionine adenosyltransferase regulator activity.